AUGGUGGCGACCACUGACUGCGAAAAGUCCAAAUCCAUCUCUGGAAACAAGGUAUCCAAACCACUUAUGGAAAAGAAACGAAGAGCUCGUAUAAACAAAUGUUUGGACCAGUUAAAAUCUCUUCUGGAGAGCUACUACAGCAGUAAUAUUCGAAAGCGCAAAUUGGAGAAGGCAGAUAUACUGGAGCUUACUGUGAAACACCUACGGAACCUCCAAAAGAUCCAGAGCUGCACUGCCACUGCUUUGGACACUUCCGAUUAUCAAACAGGUUUCCGCAGCUGCAUGGCAAAUGUCAACCAAUAUUUGCAGAUGGCAGACAAAUUGAACGGGGGCAACCGCUGGAUGUUAUCGCAGCUCUCCAGUAAACUCUCCCGCUCUCAGGGAAGAGAGGAAGUCUUCAGCAGCGUGGACAGCGGCCCCGGCCCAGCAGAGGAUCAAGUGCAGAGACUUCUUCCAUCGGCAGCUGGACCUGAGGACAGAAUAACCACCACACGUAAAGCCCUGAAACCCUUCAUUGCAAGCACGUGUCCCGUUUUACCGAGUGAAGAAGCACGGGAGUCAUCUAGAACCAAACAAACCGACCUUGUUUCGCCGCCCAGACAAAACACUUCAGAGAAAAGUUCCAAGAUAUCUCUCCCUGUCAUUCACAGGAAUGAAGUCGCAAACAGUCAGCACAUUGUGUGGCGGCCUUGGUAG
Molecule: messenger RNA, 696 nt
Organism: Eleginops maclovinus (Patagonian blennie)
Lineage: Eukaryota; Metazoa; Chordata; Actinopteri; Perciformes; Eleginopidae
Gene: hes3
Product: hairy-related 3
Exons: 4
Coding region: 1-696 (231 amino acids)
Biological process (GO): regulation of transcription by RNA polymerase II; anterior/posterior pattern specification; regulation of neurogenesis
Cellular component (GO): nucleus
Molecular function (GO): RNA polymerase II cis-regulatory region sequence-specific DNA binding; protein dimerization activity; DNA-binding transcription factor activity, RNA polymerase II-specific
Source: RefSeq, a predicted model, not a curated record